Messenger RNA from Exophiala viscosa, 2083 nucleotides. Its product is annotated as indoleamine 2,3-dioxygenase. Gene Ontology annotation, molecular function: heme binding; indoleamine 2,3-dioxygenase activity; metal ion binding. Gene Ontology annotation, biological process: 'de novo' NAD+ biosynthetic process from L-tryptophan. The transcript has a single exon. Bases 291 to 1772 code for a protein of 493 amino acids. Lineage: Eukaryota; Fungi; Ascomycota; Eurotiomycetes; Chaetothyriales; Herpotrichiellaceae. The record is from RefSeq and is a predicted model, not a curated record. Gene Ontology annotation, cellular component: cytoplasm.
CGCCAUAAUCUUUUCGCCUCUUUCAAAAUGUGGGUGAGUACUAGUAUGACGAGGCUGCUGAUGAAUCAAAGUCGAACAUGGUGAAUGUCAUCAUAAUAAUAAACACCUCGAUUCAUCCCAUAAACCCACCGCCGCGAACUCCGCAUCCGCCAGCCCUAAACCCAUCCGGAUGAACCCGAUAGUUUCUUUUUCUCUCCAUCUCCUCCGACCCCGCUGAUCAAUCUCUUCCUUAUAUCGGCCUCCUCACCCCUCUCACAGUCCACCCUGCUCACUCUACUCAAGGCUCAACCAUGCUCCCACCCAUCCCCCGCCUCGAAGACUACGGUCUCUCGCCCGACCGAGGUUUCCUCCCUGCAGAGAACCCUAUACAAUGUCUCCCGCAUCCAGUCUACGACCGCUGGGAGCGGAUCAUGAACAACUUCCAGUCACUCCUCCUCUCAAAGAGACUGCGCGUGGUCAUCGACCGCCUACCCAUCCUCCCCGCAGUCCACCUAGAAACAGAGGCAGAGUGGCGAAGAGCAUACUCGGUCCUCACGUUCAUGGCCCACGGCUACAUCUGGGGAGGCGACAAACCGGCAGAAAGACUACCACCACCAAUCACCUACCCACUCCUUCAAGUCUGCGAACACCUCGACCUCCCUCCAGUCGCUACCUACGCCGGUGUAUGUCUAUGGAACUUUAAACCCAUCUUCCUCUCCGAAUCGCUGGUCCUCGACAACCUCUCCACACUCACCACCUUUACCGGUUCGCUGGACGAACAAUGGUUCUAUUUGGUCAGUGUGGCGAUGGAGGCAAAAGGUGGACCAUGUAUACCGAUUAUGCUCAAAGCAAUACAAGCCGCAAGAGAUGAUGACGCCGCGAUAGUCACCAAAGCUUUACAAUCCUUUGCCCAGACGCUGGACGAGCUGGGCACGUUAUUGAUCAGAAUGUACGAAAACUGCGACCCACACGUUUUCUAUCAUCGCAUUCGACCUUUCCUGGCCGGCAGCAAAAACAUGAAAGACGCAGGUUUACCUCAAGGUGUGUUUUACGACGAUGGCAGCAGUCGAUCGACGUGGCGACAAUACGGAGGUGGCUCGAAUGCGCAAAGCAGUAUGAUACAAUUUUUCGACACCGUUCUAGGAGUCGAGCACCGACCGACAGGAUCCAAAAAGGACGAAACAUCCGAAUCAGAAACAGAAGGAGCCCCCAAACCGCGACAUAACUUCAUUCAUGAAAUGAGACAGUACAUGCCCGGACCGCACCGACGGUUUUUGCAAGCUGUUGAGGGAGUCGCAAACAUCAGAGAGUAUGUGGAGCUCAACAAGUCGAAUCGAGAAUUAUGCGUUGCAUAUGAUGCGUGUUUGGCAAUGCUCCGAGCUCUACGGGAUAAACAUAUACAGAUGGUGUCAAGGUACAUCAUCGUCAAAAGUCGAGAAUCUAGAAGUCUGAGCAGACAUCGUCGAGAGAGCAGUUCGGAUUACGCACCCAGAGACAAAGGAAUUGCGUCUAUCCGCUACCAACCUGAAGCGCCGAAGAAGAAAAUGCGCGGCACUGGUGGAACGGCACUCAUUCCAUUCUUGAAGCAAGCAAGAGACGAAACUGGUGAACCUGCCAUUGAUGACUGGGCUCGGAAACUUCUUAUGGGUGGUCGUCGGACGGCCGCUGAUGCUGAGAUUGCACUCGAGAGUAGAAUUACAGCUCUUGAGCUGGAUGCCGAAGAACCACAGAUUGUUGGUCUGGCUGGAGCAUGGAAUAUGGAAGAUUCUGGAGGUGGUCUUUGCGCCGUUUAGUUUGAUUUAGCGAUGCAUUUUCAGGACGGUUCAACAGAGCCCGGGAGGUUUCUUCAACUCAUUGCAUAGCUGAAAUGGUGGGAAAAGUCUGUCAUGCAUGAACUGGGCGAUAUUGAUUGGGGCGCAUUCAGUUCGAAGUCUGCAUGCCAUAGACAGCUGGGGACUUGUGGAUUGUCGAAUAGUCGACGACAGCUCGCCGCUUAUAUGUACAAAAGCUCUCCGUGAUCAAACAAUUUCUCAUUCUUGUUUCCAGAUCGUUCUGCCAUAAUUGGAUGCUCAGAUCGAUGCGCACGCCGGAUGCCUUUGGAGUC